Messenger RNA from Panonychus citri (citrus red mite), 2915 nucleotides. It is a transcript of the gene E(Pc), whose product is annotated as enhancer of polycomb homolog 1-like. Lineage: Eukaryota; Metazoa; Arthropoda; Arachnida; Trombidiformes; Tetranychidae. The record is from RefSeq and is a predicted model, not a curated record. Gene Ontology annotation, cellular component: piccolo histone acetyltransferase complex. Bases 136 to 2394 code for a protein of 752 amino acids. Gene Ontology annotation, biological process: regulation of transcription by RNA polymerase II. The transcript has 7 exons.
UUGGACAAAAGAUUGGAAAAUAUUGAAAUCAAAUCAAAACAUUGAUCAUUUUGCAUCUCAAAUUAAUUGAUUAAUCGUCUAAAUAGUAUUUAAAUUUGUUAAUUAUUUGCCUGAAAUGUGGAUAAAAGUGUUUUAAUGAGAGGCCGAGAUCCCUGUGGUGAUAUAAGGAUGAGCAAACUAUCAUUCAGGGCUCGUGCCCUGGACAGCAGCAAAAUGAUGCCCGUCUUUAGGUCUGAGGAGAUUCCAGAUUUGCCGGAUUUUGCGGCUAUUAACAGAUCUGUACCUCAAAUGCCCACUGGCAUGGAAAAAGAGGAGGAAUGUGAACAUCAUUUGCAGCGAGCCAUAUCUGCUCAACAAGCUUUCGGUCAUACGGGGGAACUUGUGAUACCUACACCCGAAGUAUUUAAAGCUCCAGAUGAUUUUUAUAAUGCCCUUUAUCCAACAGAUUUCAAGCUUCCCAGGCAGCUAAUUCACGUUGCACCAUUUGAUUUUGAACAAGAAGUUCCUGGUUAUGAUUUAGAUUCUGAAGAUGAAACCUGGUUAGGACAACAGAAAGAUUUAUCCGAUUUAACACCUUUAAAAUUUGAAGAAAUGAUGGAUAAAUUGGAAAAAAGUUCGGGACAACAAGUUGUUCUAAUAGACGAGGCUAAACUUUUGCUCAAAGAAAGAGAUGAUCUGAUUACCGCAGUUUACGAUUAUUGGGUUGACAAAAGAUUACGAACUCAACAAUCUUUAAUACCAUUAGUUAAAACGGAGAAACGCGAUGGAACAACAAAUAAUAGUCCAUAUGUAGCGUUUCGAAGGAGAACAGAGAAAAUGCAAACUCGAAAAAAUCGUAAAAAUGAUGAAGUAUCAUAUGAGAAGAUGCUUAAACUUAGAAGGGAUAUCAGUAGGGCUGUAGAUUUAUUAUCACUAGUAAAACACCGGGAGAAGUUGAAAAACGAGCAUCUUCAACUAACUUUAGAUAUUUUCAAGAAAAGGUACGAGAUGGGUGAUUAUUCUGGUCAAGUUUUAGCAGAAGUUUCCGCUUUACGGCUGAUAAAACCUUCUUCUACCUAUUUACCUUUUAAUAGCUUUUCAGGAAUGUUAAAACAAGGAGAUAAGAUUCGUUCUAAAAUUGAUGAAACUCUCCAACCACCCCGACGGAAACGUGAAUACCGUCGGCGACAUAAGCAGGGAGCUGCUCUUGUCCAAAAAACUAAAUCGACUGAAUCAACUGAAUUUAUUUACACUUCAGACGAUGAGAUUUUAAAUGGAAGUCAAUCACAACCAACAUCAGAUCAAGAAGACGAAGAUCCCGAUGGUCCUUAUGCCUUCAAAAGGCAGAAAGGAUGUUCAUAUCAUGCUCCUCUUAUUGAACAAAAAGGCAAUUGGCCUUGGUGUAGUUCUGAUGAAGGAGGAUUAGGUGAUAAACGGUACAGGUUUUGUCUCACAUCAAUUAAUAUUGGACUUAAUCAACGUUGCAUCGGAUUUUCUAGAAGAAGAGUUGGGAGGGGAGGAAGAAUAAUUUUUGAUCGUGCUUGGACACCUAUGGAUAAAUAUUGGUCAAAAUUAGAUUCUAAUCAGGAGGAUGAAGAAGAAGAUGAUGAAUUAGUGAAUGUAAUAAAAAAAGAUUGGAUACAUUAUCGUCCGAAAACAUCUCCACAAAGUUGUAUAAAUGAAGAAGUUUAUCAAGAACCGGAAACAAUUUACGAUGAACACGGUAAUCCAAUACCCAUAGUGAAUAUUGACCUUCCAACCUAUUUUGAUGAAAAUGUUGAAUCCUUUUCGUCAACCAAUAAGCCAAAUAAUGAAACUUUGGACAUAGAAAGUUUUAAUAACCAUCAAAAAGAGCUUUUUGAAAUGCAAAGGAAACAAUUGGAGAGAUUAAAAGAAAAGGAGGAAAUCAAGAUUACCAAUAACUGCGACACUAAUUUAUACCCGUGCAAUGUUUCACCUGAACAUUCCUUUUCGCCAUCAAUAAUUAACAACAAUCAAUUUUCAUCAAUGAUCUCCUUUUCAUCAUCCGAGACGAUAAGCACAACACAAGCACCAAUAAUAACAACAACAUUAACGUCAAAUCCAAAACAAAACAUCAUCAUUAAUAAUGACAACACCAUAAAUUCAAUAACAACAACACCAAUAUCAACUUCAACUCAGUUACUAACAACAUCAGUAACACCAACACCAACACCAACAACAAUAACAACCACAACAACAACAACAACAACAACAGAAUCAGCAACAACACCAACUACAAAUAACACUAAUCAUAUUCAAUCAAAUGAUGCUGAUUCAAUUAGUAACACUGAUACUAAUACAACUAAUUCAAUCUCAACGAUACCUCAACCAUCAACCUUAGAUUCAGCGAGUGUUAAUUUUGCUCUACGUGCAGUUGUUGAUUCAGUGUUUUGAAAUGAAACAAAAAAUGGAUUAAUUUCUAUUCGUUAGCAAAGUUUUGUUUUCAAGGCUCAUGGAUCAUCUUUACGAGUGAAAUUUAAUUGUAAAAGAAAAGCUACAAAUACUCUAUUAAUUAAAAAAGUAAAAAAAAUGGUAAAAAAACAAAAAAAUCCAAAACAAAAGCAAAAAAGCAGAGCAAAAAAAGAAGAAAAAAAUUCUAACCAACAAAAAACCUUCACUUUCUCGAGUUAUUUCUAGCAAAUCAACAACGAAUUUCAUCAAGUAACAUCAUUGAUCAUCAUUCUCAUCGUUCAUCUUUGUCUCUUUUCUUCAUCAUAGUCGCAAUUCAUCUUCAUGCAUCUUCAUCUUCUUUCAGAUAAACGGAUCUCUUCCUUUCAUGUUCUCUUCGUUUCGUCGGACAUACUCUCUGCUUUUCUCAUCAUCAUCAUCGCCAUCUUUUCACUCUUCCUCUCUCUCUAACUCUUUUUGUAAAUGUCUCUUUUUCUCAUAUUCAAAUAUAUCAUCAUCUCAUUUAA